AUGGCAGUCAUCCCACUGUCACAAUCAGCUCCAAAUGAUAGUGAUGCUCCACCUAGUCAGGAUGCUCCAUCUGUUCAGGAUCAUAACAUAACUACUCAGCAAUCCACACCUGAUCUCUCAACACAGGUUUCAAGUGGUGUCAUCCCAGGUCCUUCCAACCCUGUGGCAGCAACACCAGCAGCACCCCAAGUCAGGCCCGCACCAGUGACCAGAAGAACACCGUUUCGGCCUCCACUCCAGGUUCCAUCUACAGCGGCCCAAAAAACUCAAGCAGCUCCAGCAAAGAUGAGGCCCAAGCAGAAGAUAUUCAGGCCACCAGCUCCACUAUGUCCCAUUCCAUAACCCCCUCAAAGUCAGCCAAACUCCACUGGCCCACAACCACCUCAAGUCGUACCAGGAACAAGUGCAUCAGCUACCCAGGAGACAUUAGCGGCAACAAGCCCGGCCAGAACCAGAUUGUUUAAAUUCAUCCCUAAUCCACCCACCAUUGUGCCUAAGAAGUGAAGAUCUGUGUAGCUUUUAGUUAUGUUGAUUUUGCAGUUUGGCUUAUGCCUUGUAUUUUGUGUUUGAGGCUUACUUUUGACAUGUUAAGCUUCAUCAAACUUUUCAGUUUAGGAGACUUUUUCAUUUUGGGAAGAUUUAGUAAACAGUGGCUAUGAAAAACUUGA
Arachis ipaensis is the source of this 668-nucleotide messenger RNA. The record is from RefSeq and is a predicted model, not a curated record. Lineage: Eukaryota; Viridiplantae; Streptophyta; Magnoliopsida; Fabales; Fabaceae.